Molecule: messenger RNA, 1301 nt
Organism: Melitaea cinxia (Glanville fritillary)
Lineage: Eukaryota; Metazoa; Arthropoda; Insecta; Lepidoptera; Nymphalidae
Gene: Papst2
Product: adenosine 3'-phospho 5'-phosphosulfate transporter 2
Exons: 6
Coding region: 159-1268 (369 amino acids)
Biological process (GO): transmembrane transport
Cellular component (GO): endoplasmic reticulum membrane; Golgi membrane
Molecular function (GO): 3'-phosphoadenosine 5'-phosphosulfate transmembrane transporter activity
Source: RefSeq, a predicted model, not a curated record
GAUAAAAUGUCAAACUGCUUUACGUGGUUAGAUUUUGAUGUAAAUACUCUGGUAGAUAUUUAUUUAUUUUAUUAAAUAUUAACGUGUACAUAAAAUUAAGAUAAAUGAGAGCAAUGUAUAAAUAAUUAAGUAACUAUAGUUAAUUAUGAACAUUCACCAUGUCUAAAGAAACUGUAAUUAAAAUUGAUGACCCGCUGAAUAACAAUGGCCAAAAUAAAAAAUCAGAAAUCAAUAUACUAUGCUUAGACAUAACACCAUACAGCCCAUUAGUUCAAUUUUCUUGUUGUUCAAUAUUUGUUUUCGUGUGCUACUUGGCGUAUGGAUAUUUUCUAGAAUUAAUAUUUUCUAAGCCUGAAGUAAAACCAGUGAGCCUGUACAUAACUCUAGUUCAAUUUUUAAUAACAAUGUCUCUUAGUUAUGUUGAAUCACUUAUAAGGAAUCCUAUAAAACGAAAAGUGCCAUUAAGAACAUAUGCCAUAUUGGCUGCUCUGACACUGGGAACAAUGUCCUUUUCAAAUUUAGCACUAAGCUAUUUGAACUAUCCAACACAAUUGAUAUUUAAGAGCUGUAAAUUAUUACCAGUUAUGAUCGGCAGCAUUAUAAUAUUAGGGAAGAGGUAUGGAUUCCUAGAUUAUGUGGCAGCUGUUAUUAUGUGUAUAGGACUGACAAUGUUUACAUUGGCUGACUCUACAACAUCGCCUAAUUUCGACGUCAUCGGAGUAAUUGUAAUAUCUUUAGCGUUGUUGUGUGACGCUAUUAUUGGUAAUGUUCAAGAGAAGGCUAUGAAACAAUUCCAGGCUUCUAACAAUGAAGUUGUAUUCUAUUCUUAUGCAAUAGCGUGUUUCUAUCUCAUUGUUAUAACUGGCUUCAGUGGAAUAUUAACUGAUGGCUUUGUUUAUUGCUCUCAGUCCCCAACGACAAUGUAUUUAAAUAUAUUCCUGUUAAGCUUGAGUGGAUACAUGGGAUUGCAAGCAGUAUUGACGUUAGUUCGUAUAUGUGGUGCCACAGUGGCAGUUACUGUUACUACAAUGAGGAAGGCACUCUCUAUAGUCAUAUCGUUCUUGCUUUUUAGCAAGCCAUUCGUUUUUCAAUAUGCAUGGUCAGGUAUGCUGGUCGCGUUGGCAAUAUAUCUCAAUCAUUACAGCAAAAAAAAUCCACAUUACGUUCCUUACCCACUAUUAAAAUGCUGGCAGUGCACACAAUCCUUCUACCAAUCAGAAUAUAGAUACCUAAAGGUAAAAAGUAAAAUGUAUGCCGAUUCAGUAUAAAUUUAUUUUAUAUUUUAAAUUAUAUGUGAUAUA